CAAAUGUGUCAACAGAAGAUGUGUCUUUUUUAUGAUGGCGUAUUCGCAUGAAAAGUCGAAUCGUGCAAUUUAUUCGGAAGGAAUAUGGAUGACUUGGACGAACAACUGAAGCAGUUGAAUUUAAUAAAUGGCCGCCUAUCCUUAUCUGUUGCUAAUAAAGAUUCCUCGCUAGAUGGACAUCAUGUUGGUGUCGCUAAAUUGGUCAACAACAUCGAAGAGAGAAAUAAUCCACAGUUUAAUAACACUUCCAACAAGAAGGUGGGCCAACCACCACUAGUUCCACCGAAGCCGCUUAAAAAGGUACACAAUUUUUCGGAGAACCAAGGUGCUGGUGUUUAUGAAUCGUCUUCAGAUGCAGGAGUAUUUCCAAAACCUCUUUUGCUGCGCAAGCAAUCAUCAACUUCUUCCAUAAUGACCGGAUCUGGGGUGUCUCCACUCAUUUCAUCCUCUAAGGUCACUUUGGACAAUCCGGCUAUAUUGGAGCAGCAACUGGAAGCAUUAGAACAUCACAAGAAACAAUUGGAGAAGCGCGGUAAGAUGAACAGCCACAAGGAUUCGAAUGCAGUGCCAAAAUCAAAACUAUCGACUAUUCCUAAGUUGUCGUCCACAUCAUUAUUGACGGAUGUGAGUAUUAAGCCUCAACUUUCGUUGGACAACGCGUCUGCUACUUACGCUAAUAUGAGGCGAUCUCCAUCUUUAACGUCUCCUGUAAUGGGUGGUAACAGCUUUAAAAAUAACGUAUACAGUAACCUAAAUAGUAUUUAUUCUAAUGUUCAGCCAGUAUCGCCAUCACAGCCACUGCCACUGCCAGACUCGGGAGAUGGUAGUAUCUAUUAUGCGCACAAUAUGGCUAUGUUGCCAGAAGAUGAAAUACCACCACCACCUAGUCCUGUAAGCUCUUCAUACAGCGAAUUAAGACGUGCAACAGAAGUUUUUAAAACAAAUAAUACAACUCACAAACCAAUUGCAGCUGCAAGUGAUCAAAUUUGCGUAGCUAAACCGGUAAGCGGUUAUGGUUUGCCACUGGAUCAUAAAGCGCAUCCACCCACUAAUGACUCCCGUCACAUGUAUAUCAACAAACCUUACAUGGCAAACAUUGGUUAUAACAAUUACAACAACAUGCAAGUGGCAAACUCAAACUCCAAUUCAGAUUUUUAUGGGUACGGAGGAUUCUCUCAAACAUCUUCAACAUAUGAAUCCAUAUACGAACCCAUUAAUCCUAGACCACCAAGUCAAAUGUCAAACCACUCCAAUAACGCAAUGUAUCCGACGAGUCUGAAAGGUAGCCUGACAGCAAUGCCGCCAUGUGGUAGCAUCUUGAGCAACAGCAAUAGCAGUAACUUGAGCAUGGCAAGCGAUAUUGAGUCAAAUACUUCCAUAUAUCCAAAGAACACAAGAGAUAGCGCUAGUGGAAUUUUAAAUAGCAUCCCAUCUACUCGCAAAGAGGACGAGGUGGAGGCACUCACCGAUUACUUGGUACAAUCCAUGGGUUCCCCACAGGAUUUGGAAAGUUAUGGCACAUGCUACAAGUGCAACGAACGAGUUGUGGGAGAGAAUUCUGGUUGUACAGCAAUGGACCAAAUCUAUCACAUAGCUUGCUUCACUUGUUCCCAAUGUGCGCUGAAUUUGCAAGGCAAGCCCUUUUAUACUUUGGAUGGCAAGCCCUACUGUGAAUACGACUACUUGCAAACCCUUGAGAAAUGUUCGGUAUGCAUGGCUCCUAUACUGGAGCGUAUACUGCGCGCUACUGGUAAGCCCUACCAUCCACAAUGUUUUACUUGUAUAGUGUGUAAGAAAAGUUUGGAUGGCAUUCCAUUCACUGUCGAUGCUACAAAUCAAAAUUAUUGCAUAGAAGAUUUCCAUAAGAAAUUCGCUCCAUGUUGCUGUGUGUGUAAGGAACCAAUUAUGCCCGAACCCGGAGAAACUGAGACAGUCCGUGUAGUUGCACUAGAUCGUAGUUUCCACUUCGAGUGCUAUAAAUGUGAGGACUGUGGUUUGUUACUAUCAUCAGAGGCUGAAGGUCGUGGUUGUUACCCAUUGGAUGAUCAUGUUUUAUGUAAAAGUUGCAACGCACAGCGAGUUCAAAUGCUUACCAAUUGCAUAGCAAAUACCACCGAGCUUUAAAAAAAAGAGAGUAACCAGCAGAUCCUAACUGAAACAUUCAUUAACAAUAUAACAUAACAUUCCAUACUAAAUUGAUAUAUAAAAUAUAUAAACGGCAACUAGAUGUUAAUUCGGUUGGGGGAGUUUCUUAUAUACAUUCAUAAACAUACUUACAUAGGGAGUUUGGUAUAUUUCUACUCUUCGACAUCUUCCAUCAUUCCAUUAAGGUAAAGUAAUUACAUACGUACAUACAUAUGUAAAACAUAAUGUGUCAUUUAAAAUAAUGUUAUACAAUUUGUAUUUUUCUAAUCACAUUUUUCGAUUUGAUACCAAAUAUAUUUGUAAUGCUUACAAAGUUCCCUCUCUAAAA
Stomoxys calcitrans (stable fly) is the source of this 2473-nucleotide messenger RNA. Its product is annotated as lipoma-preferred partner homolog. The transcript has 2 exons. The record is from RefSeq and is a predicted model, not a curated record. Gene Ontology annotation, biological process: cell-cell adhesion. Lineage: Eukaryota; Metazoa; Arthropoda; Insecta; Diptera; Muscidae. Gene Ontology annotation, cellular component: stress fiber; focal adhesion. The coding region runs from base 85 to 2124 and encodes 679 amino acids.